Molecule: messenger RNA, 746 nt
Organism: Drosophila obscura
Lineage: Eukaryota; Metazoa; Arthropoda; Insecta; Diptera; Drosophilidae
Product: aprataxin-like protein
Exons: 3
Coding region: 27-572 (181 amino acids)
Biological process (GO): double-strand break repair; single strand break repair
Cellular component (GO): nucleus
Molecular function (GO): single-stranded DNA binding; mismatched DNA binding; double-stranded RNA binding
Source: RefSeq, a predicted model, not a curated record
AGAACAACAGUUGGUAUUUGGCAAAAAUGUGGCGUUUAAAUUUGAUAAAAGAAAUUGCCGAUCAGGCCAAUUGGAUUAUUUCCUCGGAUGUGGGCAUAGUCAUAGCCGACAAGUAUCCGAAGGCUCAACACCACUAUCUGGUGCUGCCCAAGUCUGAAAUUUCGAGUAUUUUUGAGCUAACCCGCGAGCAUUUGCCGCUCUUGGAGGAACUGCAUCUGCUGGCCAGCAACAUUGUCGAGGUGCGCGGCCUGCAGUGGGCAGACUUUAAGGUCGGUUUCCAUGCUGAACCGAGCAUGGAGCGUCUGCAUUUGCAUGUGAUAUCCCAGGAUUUUGUGUCGCCUGCCCUAAAACACAAAAAGCAUUGGAACUGCUUCAACACUCAAUUGUUUGUGCCAUACGCAGUGCUGCACGACAAGCUAAAAGCGGAAAACAGUUUCCAGCGCCUGCCGCCACAUGUGAGGCAUUCAUUGCUGGCCACGCCGCUCCUCUGCAAUCAAUGCGACUUUAAGCCCAAAUAUUUUCCCGAGUUAAAGGAACAUUUGGCGGAGCAUCUGCAAAAAAAAAGUACAUAGAAUUUGACGAGCGUCAUACCGGUAUAGUAUGAAACACACAAACGCAACGAUAGAUUCUUGUUAGUAUUGGUGGCACACGUACCGCAAAUCGUUUCUCUGCUGCAGCGUUGACACCGAUUCGAUUAUUAAAGCAUGCCGGAGCAUAUAUUUGCCUCUCACUCUCACUGCACAAGU